CACACCCCCACUCCCCCUGUCCCCUUCUCCUUCCCCACAUGCGCGACAGGCCGACAGCUUCCCUCUCCAAAUCCCAGAUCGAAGCCUUCCUCAGUUCCUCCAAAUUCCACCGCCGAACAGAGGGGAACCCCCACCGUCGGUGCACGACCCAGCCUCCAGCCCUCCACCCAGCAGCGUUUCUGGAGCCACCUCUGACCAUGCCACCUGCGACCUCGCCGCCUCCAGUCCACCCAGCAGCGUUUCUGGAGCCACCCCCAACCUCGCCACGUCCGACCUCACCGCCUGCAGUCCACCCAUCAGCGUUUCUGGAGCCCACCCACGACCUCGACACGUCCGACCUCGCCGCCUCAAGUCCACCAAGCAGCGUUUCUGGAGCCCACCCACCCAGCCACCGAUUGUCCGAUUCAAGUUCAUAUGGAGCCCGAGCCAUCUAUUCAGAUGCUGAAUUCUUAACUUCAAAGGUGAAGGAGACGCUUUUUAGGGUGUUUGAUAGCUACAGGCUAUUUGGUGAUAACUAUCAAAGGUCUACUCGGCAAGAUCCUCCUGAAAUUAGCACACAAGAGCUUGAGGCACAUGAAACUUCUUUUGCUAUGGAAUUUGAGAAGGAAAUGCAAUUCAAUGAGAGUGCUAACAAGAAUGAGGUGGAGUUAUAUCUUAUGGAGGCAUUAGAGAAGAGUGGCGUGCAAUUUGACAUUCUAAAUUGGUAG
Messenger RNA from Arachis duranensis, 707 nucleotides. Its product is annotated as pectinesterase inhibitor 10-like. The record is from RefSeq and is a predicted model, not a curated record. The transcript is spliced from 2 exons. The coding region runs from base 39 to 707 and encodes 222 amino acids. NCBI's taxonomy places the organism in Eukaryota, Viridiplantae, Streptophyta, Magnoliopsida, Fabales, Fabaceae.